AUGGAGCUAUUCAUUGACAGAGUUGACAAGACCGUCACGUUCGGUAUUGAUCUAUACUCCUUUGAAGUCAAACCCGAUCAAAUAUUCCAUGGAUUUAAGAAUAUUCCUCGAAAACCACAUGUGCAUGUAGUACAUUUCCAACACUCCAACGAUGGCGUGCGAUAUGGGUACUUCUUUGAGAGUGAUUCCAAUGUGAGCGUUCAAUUUGAAUACGAUGCAGCGGACGAGAUUUUUGUACCCCGUAUCAUAGAAACCGAACAGCAGAAAACAGAUGCCUAUAAUAAGUUUCAGGAACUGAAUCCUUUCAUGGUGCCUUAUCCGUCGAUAGACGAAGAGGACACUUGGAAUGUCUUGUCAAACCAUAUCAGAAUGCUGGACCUAAGGUACAUGGCCAGCUGCAGCGACCCUUGUGUGUACAUGGACUCUGCAAUCACCACGAAGGAAGAAGAGGGUAUUUUGAGCCGCACUCUGGCCUCCAGUGGACAUCAAGCUGGAGAUGUGACGUCUGCGGGUCUGGUGAUGAAGUACACGCCCAUCGUAUUCAAGUCCAAAGAGGCCAUGCGUGACGAAUUCAAGAUGCACGAUUUUUUUGACAAAAGCUACUAUCUCAACGACGUUAUCCUGGCGCGGUUCCACCACAACUCGAUUCUCUCACUCAUAGGGGAGCUGCAGUGUGCCUUUCUGAGUGCCAUGCUUUUUGGCAAUUACGGUUCAAGCUUGCAAUGGCACAACAUCGUGGAACUGAUUGCAUCAAGCUCCACGGUGAGCCCGAAAGUGCUUUUGCAACUGGACAGUCUACUGGCACGCCAGCUGGCAGUAGUGCCUGACUUCUACGCAGACAUGUUGCUGAACGAAGACGCAUGGGUCCGGAUUCUCGCUAGUGUGCAUCACGGAAAGGCGCUGGUUCUGACACGUGAUGCGGCUCACAGAUUGUGGCCGCAUUUGAACGAAGAUGAAGAAGAAGCCGAGCAUGGACUUGCACAAGUUUUGGCCGGUGACGAAAACAUGCUGCACAAUUUGGGAGAUUCUGAUGUGGAUUCUGACGAACCUGUGGUUGUAGAAAGAAUAAUCUACAGACACACAUAA
Molecule: messenger RNA, 1086 nt
Organism: Lachancea sp. 'fantastica'
Lineage: Eukaryota; Fungi; Ascomycota; Saccharomycetes; Saccharomycetales; Saccharomycetaceae
Source: the annotation of a GenBank genome assembly